AUGGCAGGGAAAGGGAGAGUGAUUUCCAAAAGAUUUGGAGUGUUUGCAUUGAUGUUUGUGUUUGCUAUAGGGAUAGCUCAGUGCCGGAGGUUUGAGAAGGAUAAUUUCGGUGGUGGUUUGGGUGGUGGUGCUGGUGUAGGAGGUGGAGCUGGUGGAGGGCUCGGCGGUGGCGCUGGUUUAGGAGGUGGAGGGGGACUUGGUGGUGGUGGUGGAGCCGGUGGUGGCGCUGGAGGAGGUCUUGGUGGCGGUCUGGGAGGCGGAGCAGGAGGAGGUCUUGGUGGCGGUUUAGGAGGUGGAGCUGGCGGUGGAGAAGGCGGAGGUUUCGGAGGUGGUGCUGGUGGAGGAGCCGGAGGCGGUGCAGGUGGUGGUUUCGGAGGCGGCGCUGGCGGAGGAAUUGGGGGAGGAUUCUAA
Messenger RNA from Hibiscus syriacus, 411 nucleotides. RefSeq names its product glycine-rich cell wall structural protein-like. NCBI's taxonomy places the organism in Eukaryota, Viridiplantae, Streptophyta, Magnoliopsida, Malvales, Malvaceae. The transcript has a single exon. The record is from RefSeq and is a predicted model, not a curated record. Bases 1 to 411 code for a protein of 136 amino acids.